CGCAAAAUUGAAUUAUUUAUUAUUCGGUUCGUUUGUAAAACACAAUUAUUCGGCGGCCGAAUGUCAACUGUCGACGUCUUUUUUGGUAUCAGCUCGAAUCGGUGCGGUCCUGCAAAUUCACAUAUUUAAAGCUAAAAAAAUUCACUAUCAUACUUUCCUGAUUUCUUAACAGGCAGUUGUGUCGCAGCGUCGAUAUUGUACGGUCUGAUUUUAAACAUUUAUUAAGAUUUUUUUAACGUUUCGUCGCGCACCGACGGACGCCUCCCGUGGAAGUUUUUUCGUACGUGUCAACGUAAUUCUUACAAAUGGGCGCCCAAGCCCCGCCCGUUGCAAGCACCAUAGUCCAGACAAAAUGUUCGCCGUGAUGCAAAUCGACGAAGACACAAGGGACUUCAGGCGUAAACUGCGCCCAAAAUGCGAGUUCGUCUGCAAGUAUUGCCAACGUCGGUUCACCAAGUCCUAUAACCUGAUGAUUCACGAGAGGACCCACAAGAGCCCGGAGCUGUCUUUCAGUUGCGAGGUCUGCGGGAAGAGUUUCAAAAGGCAGGACAAUUUGCGUCAGCACAGAUGUAGUCAAUGCUUGUGGCGGUGAAGGUGAUGGAGUUAGCACGAUCCAACUACAGCGGUCUCUUACACAAUAGAAGAAAUCCAUACAUCCAACAAGGAGACCGCGUGCUUGCGAUGGUGAUACCUACACCAGUUAAACGCUUUAUAUAGGAUUUCAGUGUUUCAGUAUUGUAUCACCACAUUAAAGGCGAAAAGUUUUGUUAUUGAAACACAAACAUGUUUCAAACACAAACCGCGUCAAUCAAUGUCCCGUUUUCAGCCCUCUAACUAAAGCCUCUACAAGUGAUCGUUCGACUUUUGCUUAGAGGGUACUAAGCGGGGACAAUGUAUAUAGAAUAAAAUUAUUCAUUAUAUUUAAAUUGUGUUAAUCGCAAUGUUAUCAGUUAACAUUAUAGAGCUUUGUUAUUGAAUUUAGACAAAGUUGUACACUAUAUUUGCUUGAAGAACACAAUAAAUAUGUAAACGCAAAAAUAUUAGAAGUACGUACUUCAUAACAUCAUCAUAACGUUAUGAUAAUGUUCAUACCAGUAGUGGAAAUUUUACAUGCAACCUUGUCUAAAUAAAUUCACAUCGAAAAAGUAUUCUGGUGAUUUGUAAAUAGUAUUUAUUAGUUGUAAUAGCAUUUAAACUUAACUGCUUAGCUAUUUUAUGUAAAUUAAUAUUUAUGUUUUAUUUUAGCUUCUUAUACGUAGAACGUACGGGAUAAUUGGUCUAGAAUUUUCUAAGGCGAGAUGAGCUUUUAGGCUUUAUAUAACGCACGUUCCUAAAACCAUGCUUGAUACCUAUCAAAACUACUACACUUCGCUGAAGUAGCAAAGUUGUAGGUAGUUUUUUAACUGUCUUAACACAGAGUAUAUAAAUUAUUGUUUAUAUAUAGAAUGUCAUAAGACUUUAUAUUCUAAACCCUAAGCAAAUAUUCGAUGUGCCAAUAUUUGACAGAUGUCAUUUAGCCAUAUUAAACGAAUUAGUUUUGUAGUGUAUAAAAUUAAUAAUUCAGAAUGUUACUAUUUACAUAUGUAUUCCAUCGUGUAGAUGUAUAACAAUAAAUGA
Molecule: messenger RNA, 1617 nt
Organism: Pieris brassicae (large cabbage white)
Lineage: Eukaryota; Metazoa; Arthropoda; Insecta; Lepidoptera; Pieridae
Gene: drm
Product: protein drumstick
Exons: 4
Coding region: 353-592 (79 amino acids)
Biological process (GO): embryo development; embryonic pattern specification; regulation of transcription by RNA polymerase II
Cellular component (GO): nucleus
Molecular function (GO): DNA-binding transcription factor activity, RNA polymerase II-specific; RNA polymerase II transcription regulatory region sequence-specific DNA binding
Source: RefSeq, a predicted model, not a curated record